AUGGCGCCGAGCUCGAAAGCGGAGCGGGGCGGCCCCGGGGGGAAACGGGGGGCGGCGGGGGGAGCCGGGCCCGGGGCUGCACCCCGAGGCCGCCGGGAGCACCUCGUGAGGCAGCUGGACCGCGUCCGGCUCAGCGGGCAGCUCUCCCCCCGCCUGUUCCGGAAGCUUCCGCCGCGCGUGUGCGUCACCCUCAAGAGCAUCGUGGAUGAGGAGUUCCUGUGGGCAGGGCACAUCUUCCUGGGUUUCUCCAAGUGCGGUCGCUACGUUCUGUCCUACACCAGCAGCUCCGGGGACGACGACUUCUCCUUCUACCUGUACCACCUGUACUGGUGGGAGUUCAACGUGCACAGCAAGCUGCGCCUGGUGCGCCAGGUGCGGCUGUUCCAGGACGAGGAGAUUUACAGCGACCUCUACCUGACCGUGUGCGAGUGGCCCGGGGACAGCGACAAGGUCAUCGUCUUCGGCUUCAACACGCGCUCGGCCCCGGGGCUCCAGGUGAACCUGAUGCUGAUGAGCGACGAGAACCACCGGGACAUCUACGUGAGCACCGUGGCCGUGCCCCCCCCGCGGCACUGCCCCGCCUGCCAGCGGGCCAGGGGGGCACACGGUGAGGCCCCCCCCGCGUGCCUGCGCCACGGCUUCCUGCUGCACACCAAGUUCCAGGUGGUGUACCCCUUCCCCACCUUCCAGCCCGCCUUCCAGCUGCGCAAGGACCACGUGGUGCUGCUCAACACCAGCUUCUCCCUGGUGGCCUGCGCCAUCGCCGUGCACCCCGCGGGUGACAGCAGCUCCCAGCAGAUCCUCUACAGACGCCAGAACCUUCCAGAACCUCCCCCCUCCCCACCACCACCACAACAACAACAGCUCCCCCCCACCCUCCCAACCCCACCAGGGACCCCCCAAAACCUCAGGACCCCCCCAAAUUCCAGCCCCCCCCCAUCCCUGGCAGUGACCAAAGCCAAGGAAUUCGUGGCCGAUUUGUUCCGCAGGGCUCAGGGAAAUGAGGGGGGGUCUGGGGGGUCUCAAACCCCGGGGGGGGACGACCCCCAACCCACCCCACCCGGACCCCCACAAUGGCCGGGAGCCCCCCAGGAGACCCCUCCACCCGAGACCCCCCCUGAACCCGGGUAUGUGAACUACACCAAGCUGUGCUACGUGCUGGAGCCUGGGGACACCCCCGAGGAUUUAGAGGAUGACAAAAUCUCCCUUCCCUUCGUUGUGACCGACCUGAGCGGCCGCAGCCUGAGGCCCCUCCGGGACCGGGACCGCGCCACGGCCCAGGGGCAGUUCCUGGCCGUGGAGCAGCUGAGCCUGGAUUUCGAGUACGUCAUCAACGAGGUGAUCCGCAACGACGCUGCCUGGGCGCGGCAGUUCUGCUCCUUCAGCGACUACGACAUCGUCAUCCUCGAGGUGUGCCCCGAGACCAACCAGGUGCUGAUCAACAUCGGGCUGCUGCUGCUGGCCUUCCCCUGCCCCGAGCACGAGGGGCAGCUGCGCCCCCGGACCCACCACACCAGCCUCAAGGUCUCCUGGGACCUCAACAGCGGCGCCUUCACCACCGUGGGCGUGGGAGAGCUCACCGAGGUCAAGGGGCAGACCAGCGGCAGCGUGUGGAGCUCGUACCGCAAGGGCUGCGUGGACACCGUCAUGCGCUGGCUCGUGCCCGAGGCUCCCGGCCGGGGCGUGCACAGGAUGACCAACGAGGCCCUGCACAAGGGCUGUUCCCUGAAGGUUCUGGCUGACAACGAGCGCUACACCUGGAUCGUGCUGUGACACCUGGGGACACACCUGGGGACACCCUUGGGACAUCCCUGUGACACCUGGGGACGCCUUUGACAUCACCUGGGAUGCCUGGAAUGUGCUGUGACACCUGGGGACACCCCUGAGACACCUGGGGACACCUCUGAGGACAGCUGGGGACAGCUGUCACCCCCCUGGGGACAUCUGGGGACAUCUGGGGACACCUGUGACCCCCCUGGGGACGCCUGGUGCCACCUGGACCCCGCUGCCACACCUGGAUCCAAAUGGACGCAGCCCCAGCCCCGCCCCCUUUGGGGCUUUUUUUUUCUUUUUUUUUCUUUUGACUUUUUCCCCUUUUUUUUUGAUUUUUUGUCUUUUUCCCCGUUUUUUUCUUUUUUCGUUGUUUUCACGCCUCUUUUUUGCCAUCCAGUGUUUUAUCAGGGGAGGGAGAGAGGAGCUCAAAUCCCCCCUCCCCAAAAUAAAAAUUCCAGU
Camarhynchus parvulus is the source of this 2232-nucleotide messenger RNA. RefSeq names its product DDB1 and CUL4 associated factor 15 (gene DCAF15). Gene Ontology annotation, cellular component: Cul4-RING E3 ubiquitin ligase complex. Gene Ontology annotation, biological process: protein ubiquitination. The record is from RefSeq and is a predicted model, not a curated record. Lineage: Eukaryota; Metazoa; Chordata; Aves; Passeriformes; Thraupidae.